UCGGCCUAAUCGACCGUCGGCGACAAGACGUUUAUGAAUAAGCAGAUCUGUCGCCACUCAUUCUCUGCUGUUGCGGAUCCCAUCUCUCUCUCUCGCACUUCACCGGCUCCGCCGCCGAUUCAUUUUCCGGCGGAUCUGACCUUUCUCCGUUUCGCUUCUUGAUCCAGACUGAAGCUGUGAGGUGAUCAGCGGUUUCGUUGUUUCCGGGUAAUGGAAGAGAUCAAGAAAGAAAUCGACGUCAGUGAUUGGCAUUCCAAUCUAGCCUACGAUGAAUGGACACCACUCCCUGUUCCUGGUCCACGAGCAUCAGCUCGAUACAAGCAUGCAGCAGCGAUCGUUGAUGAGAAACUAUACAUUGUUGGCGGAAGUCGUAAUGGCAGAUACUUGUCUGAUGUACAGGUCUUUGAUCUGAGAAGUUUGACGUGGUCUAAUCUCAAACUGAAACCUGAAGCAAGUGCUGACAACAUUGAAGAUGGUAGCUUGCAGGAAGCUUUUCCUGCCAUUUCUGAUCACCGUAUGAUGAAGUGGGGGAACAAGCUUCUCCUAAUUGGGGGGCACUCAAAAAAACCUUCAAGUAACAUGUCAGUGCGCUUCAUUGAUCUGGAAACCCAUGUAUCUGGUGUUAUCGAUGCAUCGGGGAGAAUCCCGGUAUCACGCGGUGGACAUUCCAUCACACUGGUCGGGUCCCGAGUUUUUGUGUUUGGUGGAGAAGAUAGGAACAGGAAGCUGCUAAACGAUCUGCAUGUUCUUGAUCUUGAAACCAUGACUUGGGAUGUUGUUGAGACAAUGCAGCCGCCUCCAGCUCCCAGAUUUGAUCACGCAGCUGCUGCAUAUUCUGAACGUUACCUCCUGAUUUUUGGUGGAUGUUCUCAUUCGAUCUUUUUCAACGAUCUUCAUGUCCUUGACCUGCAAACGAUGGAGUGGUCACAACCUCAUGUUCAGGGUGACACCGUGACUCCUAGGGCCGGACAUGCCGGAACGACGAUUGAUGAUAACUGGUAUAUUGUCGGCGGAGGUGAUAACAGCAACGGUUGUCUAGAAACUCUUGUGCUAAAUAUGUCAAAACUCGUGUGGUCGAUAUCAGCCAAUGUAGGGGCAAGGCAUCCACUUGCAAGCGAGGGUCUGAGUGUUUGCUCAGCAUCAAUACUUGGGGAGAAGAUCUUGGUUGCUUUUGGUGGCUAUAAUGGGAAGUAUAACAAUGACAUAUUUGUGAUGAGACUUAAACCCGGGGAAUCAUCGCGUCCAAAGAUCUUCCGGUCGCCAGCAGCUGCUGCAGCUGCAGCCUCUGUCACCGCUGCUUAUGCGUUGGCCAAAUCGGAAAAGUUGGACUUCCCUCCAGCAGUAGGCAACCCAACUCCCAACGGAAUCGGGAACGGAGACAGCCUCUCUGGAAAGGAUCUAAGCAACAGAAUCGAAACGAUUAAAGAAGAGAAAAGAGAAUUAGAGUCGAGGAUUGAAGAAGCUCGAUCAGAAAAUUCAAAACUAAGGGAAAAGACAGACGAAGUUAACAGCAGCCACAGCGAACUAUCUCAAGAGCUCCAAUCCGUACAAGGUCAACUCAUUUCCGAGCGAUCAAGAUGCUUCAAACUCGAGGCACAGAUUGCGGAACUGCAGAAAGCGUUGGAAUCGAUGGAAUCAAUAGAGAAGGAAGUGGAGAUGCUUCGAAAACAGAAAUCGGAAUUAGAACAGCAAGAAGCGGAGGAAGCAACAGUGCAAAGACAAGGCUCUGGCCGUGGCGGCGUCUGGCGCUGGAUCUCCGGGUAAAAUCUCAAAAGGUUUGAAUUUCAAUUGUCGCUAUCUGCAUCUUCUUACAUCGCAAAUCUGAAGCUGUCCGGAUGCCCGUUCUCUGUCGGUUCUUCAUGAGCUGAAUGAAUCCAAGAGAGUUAGUUUAUAUACAGUUUUGGGUUCUGUCGUUUCGAAUCAAUUUGUUUCUUAUAAAUUUUUUCCAGUAACAUGUUCAUGCUGAACCCACAUUUCUUUCCUUUUCAUGUUCGUUAAAUCCUUUCGGAUUUAGAUA
This is a messenger RNA of Tarenaya hassleriana, 2017 nucleotides long. RefSeq names its product acyl-CoA-binding domain-containing protein 4. The transcript is spliced from 14 exons. Gene Ontology annotation, molecular function: protein binding. The record is from RefSeq and is a predicted model, not a curated record. Bases 211 to 1764 code for a protein of 517 amino acids. NCBI's taxonomy places the organism in Eukaryota, Viridiplantae, Streptophyta, Magnoliopsida, Brassicales, Cleomaceae.